Lytechinus variegatus (green sea urchin) is the source of this 1618-nucleotide messenger RNA. RefSeq names its product protein FAM98B-like. Lineage: Eukaryota; Metazoa; Echinodermata; Echinoidea; Temnopleuroida; Toxopneustidae. Gene Ontology annotation, cellular component: tRNA-splicing ligase complex. Bases 98 to 1618 code for a protein of 506 amino acids. The record is from RefSeq and is a predicted model, not a curated record. The transcript is spliced from 11 exons.
AUUACUCAGCCGACGUCGACGGCGUAAUGAUGCUCCGACGUUCCGUUGACCCACCCCCACAGAAAAAUACCUUAAAACUUAGCUGUUUUGAAUAAUAAUGGGGUCAUUGACUGCUCAAGAGGGUGAUAUUUUAGAUAGCUUAGAUGAUCUUGGGUAUGAUGGAGAGCUUUUGAAAGAAAACCCGUUCUUGGCUGCAAUUGAAGCAGGUCCAAGUUCACCAGCCUUCACUGGGUUGGUAGCAUGGAUCUCUUCUCAGCUCUGUAACCUAUGUGAUCUAGAAGCUUCUGUAUCACCAACUUCAUGUGCUGAAGAUGCAGACACAUUUGAGCUGGAGCUCAGUGGGCUCCUGAAGGAGCUCUCCUGUCCAUACAAGAUCCUCACACAAGGAGAAAUGAUAAACAGACUGGGAAAUAAGGCUAACAGAUUAAUACUCUUAGAUUUUCUAACAAGUGAGCUGCAAUCUGCUAAGAUGUUACAAGACAGAAAUCCAACUAAGCCUACCAAUACAGCCCCUGCUGAAGAUGCACAUUGGAAGGCAAGCAGCAGAUGCUUGAAGAACGUGUGCAUCCUUCUCAAACUGUCCAAGCCGCCACCCAAUGUCACCGAUGUACAGCUCUUCACCAAGCUGGAGUCUCAACUCAAGACUAUCAUUGCCAACUCCAAACACGAGGUGGGGAAGCCCCUUUUCAAGUGGAAUCUGACAUCAGGGCAGUGGGCUACUUUGGACACCAUCAAUGAGCAGAUGAGGAGAGAAUACAGCAUCAGACGACAGAUGUUGCUGAAGAGACUGGAUGUGACAGUCCAGUCCUUUGGCUGGUCAGAUAGAGCCAAGAGCAAGGAAAAUGAAUUUUCCCAGGUGUAUAGAACUCGACGGAAUGAAUUGACCUCUGAAAAUACCGUCACUAUUGCUAGCAUGAUGGCUGCCAGAGAAGACCUUGCCAAACUGAAGAAGACUAGUAGUGGUGCAGUCAGGAAGAAUACACAGUGUGCUAUUAAUAAAGUCAUGAUGGGAAGGGUUCCCGACAGGGGAGGUAGACCUCAGGAAGCAACCCCGCCCCCACCAGAGAUGCCUUCAUUCAAACAGAGACAAGAUGGCGGUGGUCAUAGAGGUGGUAGAGGAGGAGGAGGAGGAAGAGGUGGUGGAGGCAGGGGAGGAGGAGGAGGAGGAGGUGGAGGGAGAGUGCAAGGAGGUUGGUCUGCAGGUGGUGGUGGCGGAGGAGGAGGAGGCAACUGGAAUCAAGGCGGCGGAGGUGGUGGUGGAAACUGGAACCAGGGUGGGGGAGGGGGUGCAAAUUGGAACCAGGGUGGUGGUGGUGGUGGAGGAGGAUACUACAAUAACCAAGGGGCGGGGGAGGGUAUGGGGGUCAACAGGGUGGAUAUGGUGGAGGAGGAGGAGGGCACGGGGGUGGUUACAGUGGGGGAGGGGGGUAUGGGGGAGGAGGACAAGGGGGCGGUUACGGGGGUGGAGGACAAGGGGCGGUUACGGGGGUGGAGGAGACAAGGGGGCGGUUACGGGGGUGGAGGUGGACAAGGGGGUUAUGGAAGUGGUGGGGGAGGGAGAGGGGGAAGGGGUAGGGGUAGAGGUGGAAAGAGAGGAGGGGGCGGUGGAAGAUACUAA